Varroa destructor (honeybee mite) is the source of this 9235-nucleotide messenger RNA. RefSeq names its product zinc finger SWIM domain-containing protein 8-like. The record is from RefSeq and is a predicted model, not a curated record. Gene Ontology annotation, molecular function: zinc ion binding. Gene Ontology annotation, cellular component: Cul2-RING ubiquitin ligase complex. Lineage: Eukaryota; Metazoa; Arthropoda; Arachnida; Mesostigmata; Varroidae.
AAUUGCAUACAGAGAAGCGCCAUUGGUGAGGCCACUCGUUGCGGGGACGUUACCGAAAUAGUGUGAAACAAAUGAUUUGCUUAUAUAUGAACGUCUGAGUCCCUAUCAGUGGCAGCUGGGGAAAACCCCAGCAGCAGCGGCAGGGAAACUGGUCUCGGUGGUGGUCUGAAGUUUUGUGUAGGACUAGCACAGAAAGGGGAUGGGGGAACGGAUGUUAAGCAUCAGAAAAAACAGCACUGAGGAAGGAAAGUGGAUAGCCUAUAUCUCGACGUUUGUAGACGGCCUACAUGCUCGUUGGGAAUUGCAUAGGCGUUAUGCUCCUUUAUUAAUUAAAGUUAUUACUAAAGCGUUAAUAUUGUUCAUUUUAUUGUUAAAAAUAUUGUUAAUAUUGAAGCGAUUUUCUACACACAGUUUAGCGAGUGGGGCUAAUUGAGCACAUUAAAAUGUACAUUUCCCAAUACGUGUAUUGAUAGGUUGUAAUCAGAGCCGUUGCCUUGUGUUCAUGUCGAUUUGUUUUUCUAUGUAACCGCCGUUUUCGUUUUACGGUUAGUUAAACCAGUUACCACUUGCGUCGGAAUAGAACGGUACGUUUUAUUAUGGCCGAUUUGAUUGCGACUUCGAAGUGAUCGAAUACUAAGAUGAAGAUUAUUUUUGAAACAUAUUUUUCUCAUUCAUAACGGCUAUACUGAAUUUUCUGGUUUUUCAGCAAAGCAAUUUUUCGUUUAACACGAGAGAUAUAUUUACCAGCGUUUCUGGAGUUCGUAAGCAAAUAACGAAUUAUAAUGGCUGCAACAGGCCAUAUGAUCACGGUCAAACCACUUCAAAGUGACUUAUGUAUUCAAAUUUGAUUUUACCUACGUCAAGUUGGUGUUAAAACAACGGUAUAUCUAUCAAAAACGAAGUCGCUAAAUUUGGAGGGGUAAUCUGCAGAUCCUGUGUUGCAGGUAAUCGCUGCGUCCUUCCAACUAACAAGUAAGAGGGAAUGAGAAUUCUACUGCAAUACUGAUUAAUAAGACGAAUUGUAACGGAAUCAUUCGUUCACAUCAUCAGCCUAGAUGUACUCGACGUGAUGUGCUGAACCGUAAGCAAAAAGAAUCAAAUUUGGGGUAUAAGUGGGGUUUCCAUUGUGUUAUAUUCUCGGUCAUCACUUUUCGCAACCUUUUCCAUUAUUGCUGAUGCUACUGUAGAAGUGCGUCGUGGAUAAUCAGACGGAACGCUACGUGAUUUGUCGUUUCCGUUUUGUUGUUGCACCUCGGCGGUGCAACCACUCGUUAAUAGCAUCGCAUUCUGGUUGUCGUCAUCGCCGCCACUGUUUCUGCUGUUGAUCCCGCUUUUUUGAGAAAGCUGCGAGUCGCACUGGCCGCCCCCGCUGGUGGAGAAGGGGGCGGGGGCUCGGGAGGUGCUGCUGCCCCCGGCGCUGGGCACAGUGGCCCUGGAGGUGGUGCAGCUGCAGGCGCCGGUGGAAACGGUGCCGGAGGCGGCGGCGGUGGCGGAGCCAGGAUGGAGUGGGGUGAAGAAGGCGACAGUCUGUCGUUUGAGGACAGCGAACGAUUUGAUGAAGACUCGCUUUGUUCAUGGAUGUCGGAACGCGAGUCGAUUUGCAACCACUGGCGUGGCUGGAAGAAACCGUCGCCACCUUCGCAGACCACCGCGUCGGCCAAGUAUAACUAUAGCGGAAAUGGUAAAAAUGAAUCUUCCUUGAGCGGCGUCGUGACUUCGUUAGUAGAGCUCUCAGCCCGCGAGGUAGCGGCCCAUAUCCCCUUCGAGGUUGUUGAGCAUGUAUAUCCUCCAGUACCGGAGCAACUCCAACUUCGUAUUGCUUUCUGGAGCUUUCCGGAAAGUGAGGAAGAUAUCAGGCUUUACUCAUGCUUAGCAACUGGCUCCGCUGAUGAGUUUACGAAAGGCGAGCACCUUUUUAAAACCAAGGCCACCCGUGACCUUCUUCAGAUAGGGUUCCAUUUGAGUGCCACGGUGAAACCUUCGGGCUUGGGCAGUGGCGGUGGCCAAAGUGGGUCGAAAAGUCAGCAGACUCCUGCCGCCAAUCCGGCAACGAAGAGUUCACAGUUCAACGUCGCUGUUACGUUCGACCGGCGCCGUAUCACCAGCUGUAACUGCACCUGCGUAUCAACAGCGUCGUGGUGUUCACACGUUGUAGCUGUGUGCCUGCAUCGUAUCCAUCAACCGACGACAGUGUGCCUUCGAGCUCCCGUUUCCGAGUCGCUCUCACGACUGCACCGCGAUCAGCUGCAGAAAUUUGCGCAGUAUCUCAUCUCAGAGUUACCCCAGCAGAUAUUACCAACGGCACAGCGACUCCUUGACGAAUUGCUGUCGAGCCAUGAGACAGAUAUUAACACGCUCCGAGGGGCGCCUGAUCCCACAGCCGGUGCGUCUGUGUAUGAGCAAACGUCGUGGUGUCUCGAUGAAGGCACCCUGCAUGAGAGUAUUCGUAAGAUCCUGGUCAAGCUCUCGAUGCCGUCGCCAAUUGUGUUUUCCGAUGUCAAUUUCUUGUCAUCGACGUCUCCGCCAGCAGCAUCGGAAUGGCAAAGUCUCCUGCGGCCACUACGCGGUCGUGAACCGGAGGGCAUCUGGAAUUUGUUGUCAAUCGUUCGCGAGAUGUUUCGACGGGCCGAUCGCAACGCGGUCCCUCUGCUCGAACUCCUCACGGAGGAAAUGCUCGCAUGUGAGCCAAUUCUCAUGUGGUGGUUCAACACGAAAGUGUCGAUGCAUACUGGAUCUACCGGUAGUCAAGGCCAUCGUUCUUCGAACAACAACGGGGUUUCGCAUUCGACAUCGCAGAGCUCACAGCAUACAUGCGCGUCGUUGUGCGAUGAAAUCGUUGUGCUCUGGCGUCUGGCAGCGUUAAAUCCUGCCUUGUCACCGUUGGAAAAAACGACUUUCUUCGAUCAGAUGUGCCAAUGGCACUGUCGUGUCCUCGAGUCAGUCUUCAGAUCGAAGAAUUCUCAAGGUGGAAAUGCAGGCAACAACAAUAAUAAUAACAAUAACGGGGGCACGAAUAAUAUGACCCUUAACAAACGGUGGGCAGAUAUCGAUGUGUUUCCGGGCUUCAAGCCGGCUCUUGAGUCGUGCUUGUUAGACUGGCUUGACUAUCCUAUUCCAAGCAUCACGUAUAACGAGGGUGGUGCAUGUCGUUUCUACUCGCCGUAUAUGCAUCUGCGAUUAGCGGAUCACUCACAGUCUGGCAGUAAGGGUCGACCUGUUGAAAUAGGACGCAAGUCGCCCUACAACGUGCCCACCGUCUCAGGGCCAUUCGACACUUGCCUGAGCUCUACGCGCAGCUCUCUUAGCUCCGAAGGCUUUAACGAAAAUCUUGGCAACAAUAACAACAACAAUAUCAACGUAAACAACAACAAUAAUAAUAACAACGAACCGAGCGGCAGUCAACAUGUUCAGCCUACGCAGGCAGGCGCAGGAAAUAACAACAACAAUAAUAAUAACAACGUGUCAGUUGAGGUCGCCGAGGCCAGGGAUGAGAGCGGGAACUCAGGCAAUCCAGAUGUGCCAGGCUUUUCCCGACCAACUGGGACAAAUGUCGCUGGCGGUGGAGCUGGAGCCGUCGGAGUGGCUGCCCUUGUUGAGCCGGCCGUCCCCAAUCCUGCGGCUGCGAAUCCGCCAGAUGACGAGUACCAGAUGUACUAUUAUGAUGCUGCCCAGGCACGCGCCGCUGCACAACAGAACUACGGAAUGCCGGUCGCACAGAAACCGAAUCCAAUACCUGAGCCGUCCGAGUUGUCUAAGCAAAUUAAAAAAAUGGAGGACCGUUUAGAAAUUCUGUUUGCGCGAGCCGAAGCGCUUCAUGCCCAUGGCCACACGCAGGAAGCAUGUAAGCUCGCCUUCCGUCUGGCCCAGGAACUACUGGCAUCUCCGCCUUCUUUUGACAUGGAUCAACCGACGGCGUCCCUGUCAUCGACUACUUCCGGAGGAAAGGCAAACAACGGUGGCAAGCGGGGCCGAGGGAAGUUCAACCCCGCCUGUCACCAGGCAUCGCUCUUAGCGUCGGCAACUCUGUCUAAAGCCGCUUUUCUGUGCCAGGUGUUAGGGGAGAACCACACCGAUCAUCAUUAUUUGGCGUUCCGCAUAGGAAUCUUCGGUCUGGAACUGGUACGGCCACCAGCGUCGACGAAGCCGUUGGAAGUGCGUCUUGUCAACCAGGAGCAAGAUCUGGUCACUUUGCUCAAGAAGAUCCCGCUUGGCCAUCCUGAGAUGCACGAAUUACGGGAAAGGGCGACCGCUUUAAGGGAGCGUCGCCUUGUAUCACGCGGAGAGGCUCUCCUGCCCCUCAUGCUGGCGUCGUAUAUUUUCGAUGCCCUGGUGCUCUCCAAGGAGCAGCCAGGUUCGUCUGGAAAAAACUCUUCCUCUUAUAGUGGGGUUGUGUGCCGUCAUCGUCUGGGAGGCGAUGAGGAACUCGGCUUUGACGCCGCUGUUGCCGCACUCGGAUUAAAGGCCAACGUGUCCGAGGCGGAGCAUCCGCUCCUCUGCGAAGGCACACGAAGACAGCGCGGCGAGUUAGCUAUUACACUACUGAUGCAUUAUAAGGAUGACCAGCACAAGCUGGCCUUGAUUAUGGACAAGCUUCUGGAUAAGGAGGUACACCAAAUGUAUAAGAACCCUCCUAGCACCCUUACAGCCUCACUUUAUGGAGCGGGCGGCGGCAGCAGCAGUGGAAGCGGCACGAAAGAGACAACUGCAGCUACGCCUCAAGCGUCAGCGACAUCGGAGGAGCAUGCCAGUGCGUCCUGGCGACGAGGACCGGAGGACGAAGGCGCCAACAGCCCACCCUCCGGUUGGGAGGAAGACUAUAAGGCGUGGGAAGCGAAAUUCCGUUGCACGAACUUCAAGGCAAUGUUCCGACGGCAUCAUUCGUCAAAUGGGAUGGCAUCCAUCGAUUCAUCAGCUCCGGAGACGACUUCGUCAGACAACUCACCUACGUUGAUCCGACGAAGGGUAGCAGCCCGUGCGGCUGCCAUGGAAAGCAGCGAUUCGGGCUCUAGUGGCGAGAGCAGCGAUAGCUUCGCCUCCUCGUCUUCGGGGGACCGAAACAAGGGGAAUCCGAUGUUUCACGCAAGUGGCGCAUCUACAGGUGGUGCGGGACCCCAGCCCACGCCGGGACCAUCUGGUCUCGCUGGGGCCGGCGCCCUGACCACUGCCCCAAAUUCCAACCUUGUCGUGAAUGCCACCCAGCAGCAGCAGCAGCAGAGGGACAUGAAUUUGGCGAGUGCUGCAGCAGCAGCAGCUGCCGCCGCUGCCGCAUCAGGGGUGGGUUCACCUGCGGUUGGCCCAAACAUAUUUGCUGUCGAUGAAUUUAACCCGACAAUGGUGGCCGGGCCCUCAACCAUAUUCACAAUGGACGAGUUUAAUCCAUCCAAUAUACAGAUGGUACAGACGCAACAACAGCAGCAACAACAACAGCAGCAACAACAGCAACAGCAGCAGCAGCAGCAGCAGCAGCAGCAACAACAACAACAACAACAACAACAACAACAACAGCAGCAGCAGCAGCAGCAGCAGCAGCAGCAACAACAACAGCUUAAUCGUAACCAGCCGCUGGUGACACAAAUGAAAAAUAUCACCGUGAAUAGCGGGCAGGCUAGCCAGAAUGGCGCCCGGGGCGGAUUCAAGGGUGGAUCGAAAAGAAGUUUCCAUCCGAGCAUUCCCAAUCAACCAUCCGAGGCGUCUGCGCAUUUUAUGUUUGAGCUAGCAAAGACUGUCUUCACGAAAGCGGGUGGUAAUAAUUCUAUGGCCGUCAACUUCACUCAGCCAUCGUCGUCACAAAAUCACCGAGGUCCACACCGUGCACUUCACAUGUGCUCGUUCCAGAUCGGGCUGUACGCACUUGGUCUUACCAACGCCGUCUCACCCAACUGGCUAUCAAGGACGUAUUCAUCGCAGGUAUCCUGGAUCACUGGGCAGGCCAUGGAGAUCGGCUGUUCGGCAAUCCUUUUCUUGAUCGAAACCUGGGAAGGUCAUCUCACCCCAACCGAAGUGGUUACCCUGGCUGACAAAGCGUCCCGCGGCAGGGACCCUUCAAUGCAGCGCGCCUGUGCUGAGUUAGCGCUCUCGUGUCUACCACAUGCGCAUGCCCUAAACCAGAAUGAAAUUCAGAGAGCGCUUCUACAAUGCAAGGAGCAGUCGGCCGACAUGCUGAAACGGGCGUGCCUCACAGUGGAACAAGCUGCUCAGGGUGGCGGCGUGAUUCCCGAAGUGCUAUUCGAUGUUGCCCGUCGCUGGUACGAUCUCUAUGAGGAGGGCCUUGGCGACCGGCCAGCUUCGCCUCCUCCGCCGCAACGCCAGCAGCAUCAACAUCAACAGCAGCAGCAGCAGCAACCGCACCAGCAUCCGGCCCUGCCACCUGCCCCUCACCCGGCGGCGUCGCACAAUCAGCACGGCGCUAUGGAGCAGGCGCCACAUAUGUUCGUCGACCAGCCAGCCAUGCAGAUGCCACCCUCACUUCCCACGUAUCCUCACACAACGUAUAUGCCACCGCCGCAACAUGGCAGCCCAUACUCGCCAUAUUCGAUGCCACCCCCGUUCGUUGUACCGGGUGCGAUUCAUCCGGCAUAUCUGCCACAGUACCACCCCACCUAUCCGCCGCCGCCCCAAUCGUUCUAUCCGGGCACCCCAACUGGCCCUCAAUAUCAUCCACAGCCGCAGCAAGCGACUCAUCCGUCGAGGCCUCACGUGUUACCACCUCAUCCGCCUCAUGCACCACCCCAUCAUGGGCCACCGCCGUUGCUGGCGCCCCUCGUGGCCACACCUCCACCAAAUUCCCAGGCCCCUCCACCUCAACAGCCGCCACAGAAUCAGACGUCGCCUGAUGCACUGAAGUAUCUUGUGUCUGCGUACCGGGUCGGUUUAAUCGCUAUGGACUUGCUGGCUAAAAAGAUUCACGAUGAGCGAAUGCAAGCGAAAUACGCGCGUACUCCGUCAUACGGGGAAGACGUUAAAUGGCUUUUAGGAGUUGCCAAAAAAUUAGGCACGUCCUGUCUGCAGGAAUUCUGUGUCUGCGUCGUCAACUCUGUGGCCUCACCAUUCGUCCUCUACGAUAUCAUAACAGAGAUAGCACAGUUCUUAGCUAAAAAUCAACCGGGAGGGCCGUCACAUCAGGUGAUUCGUUCACCCCUGCUCACGCCGCUCAUUCAGAAGUGCCAGCAGAUGUUUAUCGCGUGUAUUCACGCUAAACUCUAUCACAUUUCGCCGGCGGAGUACGAUGACUUCCUCUCAAUAAUUCGUUCCGCUCGUCAGGCGUUCCAGCUGAGCCCCGCUGGACUCGUCCAAUUCAGCGAUCAUCUGCAGACGUUGCGCCGAUCAAAAAGCUGUAAAAAAGAUCUCUGGACAAGAAUUGUUUCCGCCCAACAACAAAUGAAUCAGCAGAGCCUAUGAAAGGGUUAGCCACUCAGAAUAAAUGAUGCCAUCAUACAACUGGCGUCAUCCGACAUGCCCCGGUCAUGUAGUUAUCAGCUAUGACAUUUGCAGCAGGAACUACGGGGGCGUCGCAUUGGAAUGGAGAUCUACAAGUCAUCGACUCAACAUCCCGUUCCAAAAGUGAGAGAUAGGGCAUGAUUUAUUAUAUCCGAAAUAGGUUGAAAUGAAAGUGAAUCCCAUGCUUCGCUGGUCGGCCCUCAGGACGAUAAUUAGAACAAAAGGCUACAAGACGACAAAAAAUCAUAUUUGAAGCCGAAGCACAGAGGCCAAACAAACUGACGUUUAACAAAUCAACAAUCGCCAAGCAACCUUCGAGUUUGCUCAUGCUACUGAUGAUCACGAUUGUGGAGUCGAUGCUCGAUGAUUAAAGAGGUAGCUGUUGAAAAGCACCGCAGAAAUAAGGUGAGAGGUGUUGUCAGAUGUAGCGCUCAACACGGUCAAUUAAUAUUAUUUCCUAUAUAAUUCAUCGUGUUUCCUCGACUGUUCAGAUUAGACGAAUAUCCGCUGCAAAAUCUUGUUUCGAAACAGCCGAGGCCGACGCCCUCCCGACGGGAGACUAGUGAAAGCGUCAACUAAUCGAAAGUUUCUACUAAUUAUUAUCACUACUACUGAAUGUCAAAUGUUUCUCAUUUGCUGAUCUCAAUUCAUAGACGAUACACGUUUACGCAGAGAGAGUGUGUGUGUGCGUGUGUGAGAGAGAGAGAGAGAGAGAGGGGGCGAUGAACAUAGAUACACUCGAACACGCGCAGACACGGCUAGCGAUAGCAGCAAAUCGUUCAGGUUAUCAUGAUCAUCAUGAAGAACAACACCAGCAACAACUAUCAUAAUAAUCAUUACAAGACAAUUUGAAGAAAAUAGUAAAACAUUUUGUAAAAAACGGGUCAAUGGCAUAAACGAACUUGCCAUCUUUGAACCGCUCAGAGUAGAAAUAGGCGUUGCUCAGAACUGAAGGUGGAAACGCAUUUUAUUUAUUUGCAUGACGAUUCAACAUGAGAGGAAAGGAAAGUGACAGAGGAAGAAGGGCUAAGGACGAUUCAUUAGAAAGGAGUGACAUGAUCAGGGAAAGACAGAAUGACGUAGAAGUGAUCAGUUUACGAGAUGGUUUUGAAGUGGCAAUUUACCUUGCCUCCUACAAGUCCCUGCUUGAUUUACCUUUUUCGUCUUGUAAGUCCUCGACAUGAAGUUGGGCGAGUUCAACGUUUGGCAAGAGUCGGGAGACGGGAAUACUAUUAGCUAGUUGGUUGAUGAAGCGUGUACUCUUACCCUCUCUCGUCGAAGUUGAUUUCAUCGUGAGCGUGGCUGUUUAUGCUGGGUAUAACUAGAAGGCAAGGGGCGAUAAACGCGAAGUAAAGGAAAAGGGAGGACACUAGAGACCAGCGCUACGCUGUUGAACAGUACGACGUUUUAGACCUCGAUUUUCUCUCGCAACUGUGAGAAAUGUAUUAUUUUACUAAUGAUACAGUGAUGAUAUAGUGGCACCCUUGAUCUCUAGUUUAAUCAGUAAAUCAGUCAGUGUUUGUCUCUAUAAAUAUUUCGUGGUAACCAAAUGGAUGGAAGACAUAAAAUUGGAAAAGGCACCAAUUUGAGCUUGAUGGGAGAGAGAAGGGUUUUAGAAGAUGACUAUGUAGAGAAAACAGACGUAACUAGGGAAAAAGAAAAAAAUACUUGUGGGUUGGGCCGAAAUGCGAUUUAUGAUUACAAUAAUGGCGAUAGUAUUGAUAUUGGCGAUAUAUAUAUAUAUAUAUAAAUAAUUGUGUAAAGCGUCCCUGUACAUAGUGAUAUACAUACAUAUAUA